Molecule: messenger RNA, 582 nt
Organism: Aureobasidium vineae
Lineage: Eukaryota; Fungi; Ascomycota; Dothideomycetes; Dothideales; Saccotheciaceae
Source: the annotation of a GenBank genome assembly
AUGCAAACCCGUGUCGAUACCAUCGACGUCAACAUUGCAAAGAUCAACGGCGAGUUGACCACCUAUCAGCAGAAGCUCUCCCGCAUGCGCGACGGUCCCGGCAAGAACGCCAUUCGCCAACGCGCAAAGGCCUGUCUCGAGCGCCGCCGCAUGUACGAGAGCCAGAAGGACCAGCUCAUGAGCCAACAAUGGAAUAUGGAGCAAGCAACAAUGAUGCAAGACAAUCUACGCAACACCAUGACCACCGUAGACGCCAUGAAGACCACCACCAAAGAACUCAAGAAGCAGUACGGCAAGAUCGACAUUGACAAGAUCGACAGGCUUCAGGACGAGAUGGCAGACCUCAUGGACAUUGGCAACGAGAUUCAGGAGAGCAUCAGUCGCAGUUACGACGUGCCCGAGGAUGUCGAUGAGGCCGAGCUGGACGCUGAGCUAGAGGCUCUGGGCGAGGAGGUCGAUCUUGGAGAGGCUUCAUAUGAGGGUGCCGACUCGAUGCCUGCUUUCAUGAUGGACCAAAGCGCUCCUCCGCAAUUCAUCGACGAACCUCCGGAGAGCAACAAAGUCAAGGAAGCCGCUGGCUAG